Molecule: messenger RNA, 1722 nt
Organism: Nicrophorus vespilloides
Lineage: Eukaryota; Metazoa; Arthropoda; Insecta; Coleoptera; Silphidae
Gene: Hey
Product: hairy/enhancer-of-split related with YRPW motif protein 1
Exons: 3
Coding region: 650-1624 (324 amino acids)
Biological process (GO): regulation of transcription by RNA polymerase II; anterior/posterior pattern specification; regulation of neurogenesis
Cellular component (GO): nucleus
Molecular function (GO): DNA-binding transcription factor activity, RNA polymerase II-specific; RNA polymerase II cis-regulatory region sequence-specific DNA binding; protein dimerization activity
Source: RefSeq, a predicted model, not a curated record
AAUUACUUUUGAAGUUUAUUUUAUUAAACGAUGAUAAAUAGACUGCAUUUAGUAAAUGCUAUAGAGAAAUGUUAAUCGAAAAUGUGAGUACGAUAAUGUGAAUUUGUUAAUUGAAGAAAGGAGGAUAAUGUACUUAAGUGGCCACCGGAGAAGAGAUAAGGCAGAGGCAACGAAAGGCUUGUGUGCGGUAUGGUAGUAUCGUAUUAGUUUGCGUAUUGUAUUUGAUUAGUUCCGAGUUUGUGUGGGAAUAUUUGGUUAGGAGGGUACACACGCGUUCGAGUCCUAAUAGUAAUAGUGGCAAUUGGAACGAGUGCAUCAGAAGGGUCGAAGGAUAGAAAGAGAGACAAAUACAAUACACACGUAUAUGUAUGGUGUUGUAGAACUUAUCUGCAAAGCAUAGGUAUAAGGGUAUAAGGGUCGCGUGUGUUCUUUCUGGAGCGGCUGAGUGGGGGUAGUUUAUCGGAAUAGUGGGGAUGAAACGUGUCAGGACGACGUCGGGACGUCCGUCGCACCAACGGGACACAACACAUUCAAGCGUGGCCAGUGCGUGUGCUACAACGCUCCGACCUUCCGCCGACACGCGUCCACUUCCUUCCGAUCUCUCUUAUCAAAAACCAUCACAAGUGUGUGCUCAUCAGUGAUCAACGCAAUGGAUCACCUAUCGCAGAACCCGCCACUCCAUUGGGGAUACUCCGGCACUAAUGCAUCGUCCUCCUGGGCUCCGGUCACAAGGGCCGCCAAGAGGCCGCUCUCGGAGAGUGACGAUUGCGACGACGUCUUCUCCGAAGGAUCAUCCAAAGAACAAUGUACAUCACCUGGUGAUACCGAUAGUUGCCAAAUGCUCUCCAGAAAGAAACGCCGAGGUGUCAUCGAGAAGAAGCGUCGCGAUCGCAUCAACACUUCCUUAUCGGAGCUGAAGCGACUUGUACCCAGUGCUUUCGAGAAACAAGGAUCAGCUAAGCUGGAGAAAGCUGAGAUACUGCAAAUGACAGUUGACCAUCUGAAGAUGAUACACUCCAAAGGAUUGGACUCAUUCGCGUAUGAUCCUCAUAAGUAUGCUAUGGAUUACCAUGGAAUGGGAUUUAGGGAGUGCGCUUCCGAAGUGGCCAGAUAUCUCGAGAGGAUCGAAGGUCUGGAUAUUCAGAAUCCUCUCAGGCUGAGGCUCACUUCUCAUCUGCAGUGCUGCGCGGCCCAGAGGGAAUUGGCAACAAAACAAUCUUCAAGCGCACCCUGGGGAUACGGAGCAGGACAGCCACCUUAUCCGCCACCUCUAAAUCCGCCACUUCCGCCAUCACCGGCUUCGAAUCACGGCUCAGUGCAUCCCACGCAGUCUAUCCAUCAUCAGAAUAUGCACGACGUUCCGCCCCACUACGCUGACUUAUCCACGUCCUGCGCCCAAACUUCCGUCGCUCCGCCAGAGUUGAUUUCCUCCAGGUUGGCACCAGCCACUUCCGUUUUGACACCGCUGACCACAACCACCUCAUCGGCUUUGGGGUACAGCCCUCAUCAGUACCCCCCAAACUCAUUCAGCAUUCCGGCUCCUCAUCAGAACUACAACCAAAGCAACGGCAGUUCGCAAGGCAUGAAGCCCUACAGACCGUGGGGCGCUGAAGUGGCCUACUGAGACAUUCCAUUCGAUUUGUAAAUACGAGCUUAUCUUGCGUGUAUAUAAGAUUUAUAAGAAUUGCCAGCUUAAUCCCAAAGCUUAACAAUUUAAUUAGU